AUGUGGCAUACGCUGAAGCUUCUUCUUCCCUGUCUGGCCGUCGUGGCCAGCGCCGCGUCAGGAUCGACUGAAGGAUCUAUAAUCUUGCUUGAUGCAGACCAAACAAUUUCUUCCUUCACCAGGGAUGUGGUUCGUGAAGACAUUGCAAGACUAUUCUUGCAGCAACGGAUACUGUCCACCGAGAGCACCACACCUACUAACCAGCUACUUCUCGCGAGACCUGUUCUGGAGCUACUGAACAUAUAUGGAGGGAAUCAGUACAGCCUCUUUCAAGAUGUGCCAAUUAGUGAACAGCAGAAACUCCUUGUUGUGGUGGAGGGGAUUCUGAAGGAUAAUACUGCUAUCGCCCCCAAGACCCCGAACACCGCAUUGAAUAUGCGUUCAGUUUCUACGGAUUUUGUCGACAGUAUAUUGAUGGACACCAUAUCCGAAUGGAAACAUUGCGAAUAUGGAGCCAAGGCGAAUGAUGACGUUCAAAAGCUUCAGAGUUGUCUAUAUCAGCACCCAACCUUCAUUGGUUCUCCUCAAAGACCAAUCACCCAACUACUCGAAGGAUUGCCUUUGUCGUCACUUGAAGCUUGGUCCGAUGCCGCUGGUAGCAGAGAAAUACUCAGACUACGAUUCAACGAGCACCUUAGUGAUGCAACCACCGCAACACAAUUCCUAACUUCGCUCUCCUCCCUCUUCGACAACUAUGAACAAACCAUCCUCCUUGUCCCACAACAACAAGAAGCCACCUCCUCCACACGCAAAUCACCCAUCAAGAAGAACGUCUACCCCACCGCUAGACCAAGGCUUCACUCUCAAUCCCGCAGAAGCCAGAGUGUCAACGCAGCCUCAUCAGACUACCUAUCAACACUCAUGCCAGUCUGCCACAGCACAAACGAUACCUGCACCAGCUCCACAAACGCCUGCUCUGGCCACGGCGUCUGCUACCUCAAAUCCGCCGGCGUCAAGGACAACGACUGCUAUGCAUGCAAAUGCGACUCUGAAUGGGGUGGUCCAGCAUGCCAAAAGGUGGAUAUCAGUACGCAAUUCUUCCUUAUUGGAACCGUCAGUGUUCUCGCCAUUCUGGCUGUGGGUGGUGGCAUUGGCUUGUUGUUCAGCGUUGGACAGGAGGAGUUACCGAGUGUUAUCAGUGCGGGUGUCAGCUCGGUAAAGGUUUCGAGGUAG
Molecule: messenger RNA, 1173 nt
Organism: Talaromyces marneffei
Lineage: Eukaryota; Fungi; Ascomycota; Eurotiomycetes; Eurotiales; Trichocomaceae
Exons: 4
Coding region: 1-1173 (390 amino acids)
Cellular component (GO): endoplasmic reticulum
Source: RefSeq, a predicted model, not a curated record